GACUUCGGGCCCCGGACCGGCUAGAAGGUGGCGCGGCUCAGCAGAGUCAGGAGGUUCGCUCCUGCCCAACGCUUCUCCCUAGGAUCGUGCGGGGCAGCAGGAGCGCAAAGCGCAGCGAAGCCCAGUAAUCGGAGGCCUGCGACACCCAUGUGUCACUGAUCUGGAAGCACCCCCCCGCGGCAGCGCUUCAUGAUCCAGCGGCGCCCGGCCCAGUGAAGCCACCGUGGUGUCCAGCAUGGCCGCGCUGCUCCUGGGCGCGGUGAUGCUGGCGGUCCAGCUCCAGCCAGUGCCUUCCCGCCCCGCCGUGUCCGGGGCGGAGCCGGGCCAGCAGGAGCUCGUGGGGAAAGCAGCCACCCUCCAGGGCGAGGUCCCGGAGGGCGCGGCCCCCAACGGCUCCGCCCAGCAGCUCCCGCAGACCAUCAUCAUCGGCGUGCGCAAGGGCGGCACCCGCGCGCUGCUGGAGAUGCUCAGCCUGCACCCCGACGUGGCGGCCGCGGAGAACGAGGUGCACUUCUUCGACUGGGAGGAGCAUUACAGCCAAGGCCUGGGCUGGUACCUCCGCCAGAUGCCCUUCUCCUCCCCGCACCAGCUCACGGUGGAGAAGACCCCCGCGUACUUCACGUCGCCCCAAGUGCCUGAGCGGGUGCACAGCAUGAACCCGUCCAUCCGGCUGCUGCUCAUCCUGCGGGACCCGUCGGAGCGCGUGCUGUCCGACUACACCCAAGUGUUCUACAACCACGUGCAGAAGCACAAGCCCUACCCGUCCAUCGAGGAGUUCCUGGUGCGCGACGGCCGGCUCAACGUGGACUACAAGGCGCUCAACCGCAGCCUGUACCACGUGCACAUGCACAACUGGCUGCGCUUCUUCCCGCUGCGCCGCAUCCACAUCGUCGACGGCGACCGCCUCAUCAGGGACCCUUUCCCCGAGAUCCAGAAGGUCGAGCGGUUCCUGAAGCUGUCGCCGCAGAUCAACGCCUCGAACUUCUACUUUAACAAAACCAAGGGCUUUUACUGCCUGCGGGACGGCGGCCGGGACCGCUGCUUACACGAGUCCAAAGGCCGGGCGCACCCCCAGGUCGACCCCAAACUCCUCAAUAAACUGCACGAGUAUUUCCACGAGCCAAAUAAGAAAUUCUUCGAGCUUGUCGGCAGAACAUUUGACUGGCACUGAUUUGCAAUAAGCUAGGCUCGGAACAUUUCCUGUUGUAAGUUCUGAUGUACAUCUGGGGAGGGGGGAAACAAAGAAUUUUAAAAGGGCGUUUAAGCUAUAAUUUAUUUGUAAAAUCCAUAAAUUACUUCUGUACAGUAUUAGAUUCACAACUGCCAUAUAUACUAGUUAUAUUUUUCUACUUGUUAAAUCGAGGGCAUUUUGUAUUGUUUUUCAUGGAUGUUAACAUUGUGUAAUAUGUCUCUAUAUGAAGGAACUAAAAUAUUUCACUGCUAAAAAAAAAAUCUGGAGAUGCUCCCUUUUUUUUGAUGGUAAUUAACUUGCCCCCAACUCAAAA
Vicugna pacos (alpaca) is the source of this 1505-nucleotide messenger RNA. It is a transcript of the gene HS3ST1, whose product is annotated as heparan sulfate-glucosamine 3-sulfotransferase 1. NCBI's taxonomy places the organism in Eukaryota, Metazoa, Chordata, Mammalia, Artiodactyla, Camelidae. The record is from RefSeq and is a predicted model, not a curated record. Gene Ontology annotation, molecular function: [heparan sulfate]-glucosamine 3-sulfotransferase activity.